AUGACCAAACUAUUGGAAGAUGUUCGUCCGACGGAGCGUACUCCACAUGACACAGGAGAUCCAGAUGCAGCCGGUUGCUGGACGAAACUGCUGGACGAUACCACACACAAGCCGGCGAUCAUCAUUGGGUCAGCCUCCCAGCCAGGAGGCGCUCCGGACGCCGUCAAAGAGCUGCUGGUGACGGUCGAUCCGGAAACGGGAAAAACACAGCAAACGGUCGAGUCCAGCGGUGAUCGUGCGGCAGGCGGACGACGGCGUGAAUCGAUCCUCGGAACAUUCCACCGACAGUUGCGGAUGUCGUUAAAGGCGGUCAGUGAAACACCGGGACCACUGACAAGAUACCGUCAGACGCGCUACAGUUCGAGGCGGAUUCGGAAACGCGUGAUUUUCAAACAGGGUGAUUGUAAUGUGAUCCAAGGAAAUGUAGCCAAAAGACGUCGUCGUUAUUUACAGGACAUUUUUACCACGCUGGUGGACAUUCAAUGGAGAUGGACUCUGUUCGUUUUCGCCUGCUCCUUCAUACUGAGCUGGUUGGGAUUCGGUGCCCUUUGGUAUCUAAUCGCUCUCAGUCAUGGCGAUAUACAAGCAGCUGGUGAUGACAGCCACAAGCCCUGUGUGACGUACAUUUAUGGCUUUACAUCGGCGUUCUUGUUUUCUCUUGAGACGCAGCACACGAUAGGAUACGGUAAUCGUUACAUUACCGAAGAAUGCCCGGAAGGCAUAUUUAUACUAGCCUUGCAGAGCAUUACCGGCGUCUUUAUUCAAGCAUUUAUGGUUGGUAUCGUGUUUGCGAAGCUGUCUCGACCAAAAAAGCGUGCCCAAACGUUGCUAUUUUCCAAGAAUGCUGUCAUCUGCCAUCGGGAUGGUGUGCCGUGCCUGUUGUUCCGUGUCGGAGAUAUGCGCAAGAGCCACAUCAUCGAGGCACACGUGACGGCUCAAAUUAUUCGCCGGAAGGUCACCAAAGAAGGGGAAAUUCUUCCCUUUUACCAGCAAAAUAUGGAGGUCAGUUGUGAUGGUGGAGACGAUCGGUUAAUGUUUAUCUGGCCAACGAUAGUGGUGCAUAAGAUCGAUCGCGAUAGCCCACUGUACAGUUUGUCUGCCCAAGAUAUGCUAAAGGAGCGCUUUGAGAUUGUUGUCAUGUUGGAGGGAGUUGUGGAAUCAACCGGAAUGACUACGCAAGCACGCAGCAGCUAUCUGCCAACCGAGAUCCUCUGGGGACAUCGUUUCGAAUCAGUGGUCACCUUUAAACGAGAGACAGGAGAAUAUCAGGUUGAUUAUACAACGUUCAACAAUACAUUUGAGGUUGAUACACCACUGUGCAGUGCGCGUCAGUUGCGCGAAUUCAAAAAAGAGCUAAACAAGCAAAACGGUGUUACUGAGGCGUCUUCCGACAGCGAGGAAUCCGAUACAUCGUCGGCCGACAACGUGUCAUCUCGCAAGAACUCGCUCAGCAAUGGUUAUCUGCGCUUCACGCCCGUGUACGCCAACACAAAUGAACAUUCCGGAAUGAAUGUCACAAAUGGGGUGGCUGGCGAUCCGAUGGUACUGCCACCGGUCAUUAUUGGUCCUGAUGCCCCCACCGUGUCACCCGGAAGUGAGCGCAAGAAGAACUUUCGAAAGUUAUCCAUCAAGGAACCGUCGAUGGACUCCCUCUGUUAG
This is a messenger RNA of Anopheles marshallii, 1659 nucleotides long. Its product is annotated as G protein-activated inward rectifier potassium channel 3-like. The transcript is spliced from 9 exons. Gene Ontology annotation, molecular function: inward rectifier potassium channel activity. Bases 1 to 1659 code for a protein of 552 amino acids. The record is from RefSeq and is a predicted model, not a curated record. NCBI's taxonomy places the organism in Eukaryota, Metazoa, Arthropoda, Insecta, Diptera, Culicidae. Gene Ontology annotation, cellular component: plasma membrane. Gene Ontology annotation, biological process: potassium ion import across plasma membrane; regulation of monoatomic ion transmembrane transport.